AUGGAGCCGUGGCUGGACUCGCUGUCAGAAGACUGGAAGUCUGAACACCGCUCAUCCUCGCCCGCACCGUCUGUCUCGAGCCAUCCUCAGUAUGGUAGUGUCGCACUGGGCCGCUCCCAGAGUCGCAUCCCGCACCUCGCGCACAAUAUCCGUAAAGACUCGUCCGCCGGGAGCUUUCUGAGACACAGGUCAACCCGCGGACAAGCUCGCCAGAGCAGCAAAUCCAUCCUCCGCGAACGCAGCGCCUCCAGCCUCAACGUACCUAAUGCAUCGGGUUCGCAUAAAGCCCCAAGCCUGCCGCGUCGAACGUCUAGCAAUUUCUCAGAGUCCCAGAAUUCGGUGCAACAUCACUCUGUCCACGAGAAACCUGCUCAGGCAGAAACGCCAGAGUGGAAGAGACGGCUUGCCGCGGGGGAAGAUGUCAAUAGCGACGGCUUCGACCUCUUCUCGCCCUCAAAACUCGAGGGCGUCUUCAAACAGCCAAAUUCUUCACAGCUACAGAGUGAUAAAGUCGAAGUGCCCGAAACAGGCUCGUUCCGGAAACCCUUCAACCUACCCGCAACCAAUUUCUUUCCCGAUCAGUACUCGAGCUAUCGAGCCAACAGAAGUCGGCUGAACCUGGGGAUUUUGGAAGAGGUCAAUGAGGAGGAAGAGGUGGCCCAACAAAACUUGUCUGCCGUGUCCUCGGAGCUUGUCAGGACUGGCUCUCUCCGAGAUCUCGUGAAGCAGCGCGUCCAGUCUCUCGAGCGGGUGGGGAGGAGUUACUCAACUCCGUCGUCACCCAGUGGCUAUGAUGCACAAGAUCCUCGAUGGAGGACGAUGAGCGGUCAAGAAGAAUUGCGAAACGAGUUCAUCUCUCCGGUCACGGUGUCCAAGCAGAACUCGAUCCGCGAUACCGUGCUACGGGCAGAUCUCGAUAUACAGGCAUUGAGAAACAAGCUGCAAAGCGCCGCCUCGGAGGGGGACGAUCGGCCCAGCUCGAGCUUGAGCGACAGUCGUAUCAGCUAUACAAGAAAGAAGGAUACCGAAGCACACUUCAAGGACGAGCCCCUCCCUGAUCUGACCUCUCAAUCUUUGCCCGACGACUUGUCGAUGGGGACACAAGAUUUCGUUACAAAUGGAGGCUUCAUAAACUCGCGGCGUGGCGGCCGUUCGAAUGAAGCCUCGUUCCUCCGUAAAAGUCUCAGCUUCAGCCAGGAGCCUUCACAGAUCGAACCAGACUCGCGAGCCGACCUACAUUUUUACAGCUCACCCCCUCCCAGUUCUGGACUUUUCCACGACGGCGUCGAUCUGAGCAGGCUCAGCGCAAGUGCCCCAACCACGCCUCAAGAUACGAGUGUUGUCCACCACACGGAAAGCCAUCUCCGUCCGGCCUCUUCUGGAAGCCCCUUGAAGUUGUUCGGAAACCGAGACACAUACACAAACAAUAAGCUGAUGCGUAUUUUGAGCCAGUUCGAGGAACCCGAUGACUCUAGCGAGAAACUGGCCGGGCCUGCACCAGCAGAAGCACAAGAAACCGAGCUCCGUAUGAGCCAAUUUGGCCAAGGUGAUCUCGAUGGGUUUGGGUUUGAGCAAAACGUCCGCCGACCUUCGCCUAUCGAGCCAACCAUGGUCAAGCCAGAAGAUAGGAUCUUCAAAUCCCUUCUGUCAGAGACGUCGGAUAUUUCUGAAUUGACCCCCGAUACGGCCGCAACAGAAGGAGCGCUCGAACCGGCUCAAGGGAGCGCAGACCGGAAGGAUGCCACCAGCCACGCUGAGAAUGAUAGAACAACCAAACGUCGCAAGACAAUUGUCAAAGACCCAGUGCCGCCAUCAGAUCACGAAGUUGAAGUCAAGGUCGCCGACCUUGGAGAUGCAGCCACAUAUGCCGGAAAGAAGAGAAAGGAUGCUCGGCCUGGAGAUGAAGGAGUUGAGGCCGAUCCAGAAGUCCUUGCUUCGCGCGAUCUGUUGAGACCGAGAUCGGCGCGAAGGACGUCUUCUGUCGGUCGAGCCACUGUCAUACCCAGUGCCGAAGCUACUGACCAAGACCUAACCCCCCAAGCGGGUAACGAGGAUCUCACGGAAGCUUUGGCCGCAGAGUUGGCCACGUUCGCGCAGGAGGCGGCUCAAGUGAACAAUGAUUCACGCAAACCAUCGCUCGCCACCAAGGACUACAUGGAGGAAGCCAACAAGGUCAUGCAGUUCAUUCGGUCCCGAGGAAAACCGAAACCUGCUGCUGCUCUGCCAGAAAUCACUGAGCCAGCUGACGUGUCCGAGCUGAAUCCAGAUGCUAUCCUGGACCUGGACAUUGACGCAGACUCUACCAAGGAUGAUUUUUCUCGACCGCCGUCCCGAGAGAAUAUGCCACGAGCCGCUCAAGACCGUCGUCACGCGCGCCAUGAUUCUCGGACAGCGAGCUAUUUGCGCAAAUAUCGCGACGAAGACGACAUGGACGCUCUGGGGAGCACCUCGGUGUUUGGCACGCUCGCACCAGUAAAUGAAGCCGUUGCUUUGGAAACAGCUGAAACCACAACUUUAGAGGAGUUACAGGAGAGCAAUCCUCCGAACAUGCGGAUUCUGAAUGCCGCUGAUACCAUGAGAAAACGCAAGUACUCCAGCUCCACGGUCGAAGGCCAGCAGGAUUUUACACAAGAUCGUCUGGCUCACACUCAACAAUCCUACCACAGUUCCACUCAGCAGUCCUUCCCUACACGCUCGUCUGCAUCCGGACAGAAGGGUGUCAUUUCUUCUGGGACUGUUUCGAUUCCCGACCGCGUAGGUGCGAUGACGUUCGAUCACGACAAGAAGGUGUGGGUGAAGAAGCUGUCUACCAACGACGGAUCGCGACGAAAUGCCCGACAAGAGCGUCAAACCGUGACCGAAGAUGACCCAUUUGAAGAUAUCCCUGACUUGAGCAUCGACGAACAACGAGAGUUGCAGUCUGACAGGCAGCCUGUCAAGAAUGCUGUGGACCAGCAAGAAACCGUGUUUGAUGUCGAUGUCUCGGAUGCUAGAGACGACUCUCGACUCUCCCCUAAGCCCUUUCCGAACUCCGAUGCCCACCCCAUCAAUGAGGAAUCUCAACACAGAUUGGCAGUCGAAGACGAUGUCGAGGAAAUUGAGCGAAGUUCUCUGCGUUCCAAGGCUUCAGCGCACGAAGCAAAGCUCCACAAUGGCAUCCCGUCCAAGCCCCCAAGCCAGCUCAAGGACGAUCGCAAGCAAGCUCGAGCAGUAACUAUUGCAUUUUCUUCCCCAGUUGUCUCGGCUGUGAACUACGCAAACCUUUCCGAGGACGACUUUGACGAUCUGCCGCGUGAAGAAGACCUUCCCCUUGAUGAUUCGGCAAUUGAGCUUGAUGUUGAGCAAGAUGAGCCAGACUUGCCCCAAAAAGCUGCCCUUCCUCUGUCCACAGACUCCUUCAGAAAAGGCAGUCAAGUGCGAUUACUCAGCCAGGAACGGGUAGUCACAUUCCAGCCUCGGACGAUCUCGCCAAUUGUGGAGGACGAUGAAGAACACUUCGACCCUCAGAUGAGCCUGGUCCAUGUGAAAGUGUCGGAUAUGGUAACCCCGGCGCCUCCAAAAACUAUCGCCAAACUUCAAAAGACCGGCAACAAAGCGUCAAGCAUCCUGUGCUUGACUCCGCUGUCGGAUUUUUCUCUCCAUCAAGUUGAUAAGGCUCGGGAUCCCGACCAGAGUUAUGUUGAUGACAGAAAACACCCCAACGCACUACGGCAAGCUCAUGGCUCGCUCGCGUUGGUUGUGGAUGAACUCAUCAAAGCCAUAACAGAUGCGGCGCCCGACGAACUAUUUUGGGACCAGCUCCGCCGAAUGACGCUUGCUCCAGGCAGUGUGUCGUCAGUGCAUGGUCUGAAAGAUUAUUGUCCAAACUUGGAAGAGCUGGAUAUGUCCGGCAACAAAAUCUCCCAGCUAGGCGGCUUACCACCUACCUUGAGGAUCCUCGACAUCCAGAACAACUUGGUUAAUGACCUGACUUCGUGGAGUCACCUCCGCAAUCUUCAGUACCUCGAUGUAUCCGGGAAUCGGCUAGACAGCUUGGAGGGUUUCAGUUCUCUGGUCCACCUGCGGCGCCUGAACGCCAGCAACAAUCAGAUCUCAAACAUUGACGGAGUCUUGGAUUUGGAUGGCCUGCUCGAACUCGAACUCCGCGACAAUGACUUGACGAGGGUUGAUUUUGAGGGUUGUGAUUUGAAGCGACUGAAGACAUUGAAUCUCAGCCACAACCAACUGGAGGUCGUGGGAAAUAUCCAGUGCUUGCCUGCUCUUGAAGAACUGGAUGUUUCUCACAAUGCUCUGCAGAAUUUCCCGGCGAUCUGCGAUGGCACACCCAUUCCCAUACGGAAGCUGCGGCUCAGCCACAACGAACUCGAGUCCAUUGCCCUGAAACAUAUGCGAACUCUUCGAUACCUGGAUCUAGACAAUAACAAGAUCGGGGACAUUCAGGGGCUGCCCUCGGCAUAUCACCUGGAGUUUUUGUCUCUCAGGUCACAGAGAGAACAAUCAGACAUUGUUGAUGUCGUUCUGUCUACACCGAACGAAUGCCGCCACAUCCGUCUAUCGUCAAACUUGGUGGUGAAUGGGACAUUGAAACUGCCGACAUCGCCUCAAAACAACCUCCGCGAACUAGAGAUCGCGGCCUGUGGCAUUGCAGAGCUUCCUGAGAGGUUUGGCCUGUUUUUUCCCAACUGCCGCCACCUGAACGCGAAUUUCAAUGCCAUCAGGGAGAUUGAUCCGUUGCGGAAGAUGGCUCAUCUCAAUACCUUACUUUUGGCGAAGAAUCGGGUGAAGAAACUGAGACGGACAUGCCUGGUCAUGUCUCGGCUGCCGGCGCUGCGGCAGAUUGAUCUGCGCGACAAUCCCUUAACUGUGGGGUUCUACAGUCCUGCGGCGGCUCAAAUGGCCGAUGUGGAUUCGGCGCGAUACUACCUGCCUGACAGGUCGGAAGCAGACGACGUGUCGUGGCUGAAAGUGCUUGACGAAGUGACGGGCCUCAAACGACGGAUGAUCGAGUUAAUGCUGACGGAGCACUGCAAGAAUCUGGUUCAGCUCGAUGGAUUGAGUCUUUUCCGGGAGCGGUCGCGGUCAGAGGACGAGACAUGGAAUAAACUGACCGGCCAAGGAGUGCUUGUGAAGCCGAGCACCAUGCAAGUGGAAGAAGCUGGUGGGAAGGACGCGAGUGGAAAGUGUAUGGAUGGCGGUGGAUGGAGUCCGCUGCCUGAAGUAUCCAUUGCCAACGACGGGGAUGUAUUUAAUGGAUGA
This is a messenger RNA of Fonsecaea erecta, 5256 nucleotides long. RefSeq lists its product as hypothetical. The record is from RefSeq and is a predicted model, not a curated record. Lineage: Eukaryota; Fungi; Ascomycota; Eurotiomycetes; Chaetothyriales; Herpotrichiellaceae. The transcript has a single exon. Bases 1 to 5256 code for a protein of 1751 amino acids. Gene Ontology annotation, molecular function: protein binding.